AUGACCGUCGAUGAUCAGAAGCCACUCCUUGAUAGUCCAGUUGGAGUUGAUGAUGAAGAGUCCAUGACCAAGUCGAAGCAUCUCCGGAUUGGCAAGUUGGCGCUCGCAUCGCUCUUAUUAGCUUGUUUUCUAGCCAAUGCAGAUGAAUCCUUUAUCCUUACGACAGGCAGUGAUGUCGCCGCCGCCCUCGACGCACCCGAAUAUACCUCGUGGCUUAUUACUUCGUAUAAUCUGGGCUAUACAACUGCACUUCCAUUGCACGGUCAAUUAUGCGAUUUGACUGGACCCAAAAGAGCCAUUCUACUAGCCUUGACCUUGUAUGGAUCUGGGUGCAUUAUAACAGGAAUCUCGGGUUCCAUCCACGUCGCCCUCGCCGGUCGUGUUAUCUCAGGAAUCGGUGGCUCUGGAAUGGUUGAACUAGUCUCCGUUCUGGUAAAUGAAAUGGGCAGCUUUCAUCGCGUCGCGGUGUUGCGCUCUUACGUUACCACGUCUUCGAUAAUGGGAAUUACUUGCGGUGCUCCCUUGGGUGCCCUGCUCACUAGCUACUUUGGCUGGCAAUGGGCAUUCUUGAUACAUGUCCCCUUUGCGAUCCUGUGUAUCGGCGUGGUCUUCCUUGCACUUCACAUUGAGAAGCCGCAGUCUAUUAUCCCCACUGGAGAAACAUAUGGAGCGAUUAAUACGAAUAAGUAUGGUGGCGCUAAGUUGAAACAGAAGUCAUUCGAUGUUGCAGGGCUUGUUUUCCUCAUGACCGCAAUCGUAUGCUUGCUUGGCCUCAUUCAAGUAAUCCCAGCGCAAGAUAUGGACAAUAGGUCAACCGCUCUGAUUACUCUGGGGGUCGCUUGCUUGGCAUGCUUUGUGGCGUUCUUCAUCAACGAAGCCUAUGUGGCCCAAAACCCAUUGAUCCCGCUUUUCCUCCUCAAGCCUCACAACCUCGGUUUGAUUUAUGCUGUUCAAGUGCUUACUGGUGUGACAAAUUCUGCUGUAAGGUCCCUGAGCUCUGAUCAACGCGACUCGCAGCAUGGAUUUCUGACUCGUCGUUUAUAG
Molecule: messenger RNA, 1044 nt
Organism: Penicillium verrucosum
Lineage: Eukaryota; Fungi; Ascomycota; Eurotiomycetes; Eurotiales; Aspergillaceae
Exons: 6
Coding region: 1-1044 (347 amino acids)
Biological process (GO): basic amino acid transport; transmembrane transport
Cellular component (GO): fungal-type vacuole membrane
Molecular function (GO): basic amino acid transmembrane transporter activity
Source: RefSeq, a predicted model, not a curated record